Haplochromis burtoni (Burton's mouthbrooder) is the source of this 2626-nucleotide messenger RNA. Its product is annotated as nuclear GTPase SLIP-GC. Bases 191 to 2215 code for a protein of 674 amino acids. The transcript is spliced from 18 exons. Gene Ontology annotation, molecular function: GTPase activity. NCBI's taxonomy places the organism in Eukaryota, Metazoa, Chordata, Actinopteri, Cichliformes, Cichlidae. The record is from RefSeq and is a predicted model, not a curated record.
UGAUUCUCAACACAUACAAAUCCCCUGAUCGGCCGUGACAACUCCUUUGGGCUUCAUCCAAAAUAUACAUUUCCAGUUUCUUUUUUAAAAAAUUCUGCUUUUGCACUCCAGCUUGAAUUUGGACUUUGCCUUAUUUUUGUUUUUACUACGUGUUACUGAUUGGCACCUUGCUGCUGACUUCAACGUUAUCAUGGAAGAACAAAACACAAGUCAGGAAAUGGACAGUCUUGCAACUCAAGUUGUCCCAUCCACAUCUAAUAAAGGAAAGAGGAAGUCCAAUCCUCAGGGCAAAUCUAGCAAGCAGCCAGCAGCUAAACAACAGCGUGUGUCUACACCAGGAAAAAACUCAGCAGUGAUACUGACUAAUAUUAAAGACAUUAUGGAAGAGGUCACGGCAAGACUACAAGAUCAAAAUGAACUAAAUGCUUUCCUAAAGAAAAAAAUAACAGAAUUGGACAAAGACAAGAGGGUACAAAUCGGUGUUUUUGGUGAAACCGGGGCCGGAAAAUCCUCUUUGAUAAAUGCAAUCAUUGAUGAGGAAAAUCUUUUGCCCUCUUCUGAUGAAUGUACCAGUGCAUGCACCUCAGUCAUCAUAAAGGUGGAGGCCUCAGUGGACGACAAGUAUCAGGCACUCAUUGAGUUCCUUAAAACAGAGGAGUGGAACGAUGAGUUGUGGUAUUUGCAUCAGUCAGCUGGAGAUAAAAACAAUGAAGAAACAGCUGAUGAUGAUGAUGAUGAUGAUGAUGAUGAUGAUGAUGACAUUAAUGAUUACAUUGAGAACAAACUGUCAGCACUGUACGGGGAAGAAUGGAAAAAAAAUUCACUUCAAGACCUAACGGAGAAAAAAUGUUUCAGUGACAUUCAUGAUCUUCUUAAGUCUGGGACGAAGACUUUCACGUGUAAAACUGCUAUGGACUUAUCUGGCAAACUUACCCCAUACACAAUGAAUAGCCCCUUACCUUCUCAGAGCAAAAAAGGAAAGAGGUACUAUUGGCCAAUAGUGAAGUGUGUGACUGUCAAGGUGCCAAACAAGGAUCUUCUCCAGCAUGUCACACUUGUGGACCUUCCUGGAAGUGGUGACUGUAACAAGAGCAGAGAUGAAAUGUGGAAAAGGAUUGUUGGUGAUUGUUGCGUUGUGUGGAUUGUGACUGAGAUUAAAAGAGCAGCAUCUAAAGAGACAGCCUGGAAAAUCUUGAGCCGUGUCAGUAGGUUCAUUGGAAAUGGUGGCGAGUGCCAGCGUAUUUGCUUUAUUUGCUCCAAGUCUGAUGUAACUGGAAUUUCACAUAGCCGUUUGCCAGGUGAAGUCCAUAAACUCAUAGUUAACAGAAACACACAAGCCAAGGAACAAGUAAAGCAAAAAAUAAAAAAUAAGAAGAAACCCUUCAGUGAUAACUGUUUCGAAGUGUUCACAGUGAGCUCCCGUGAGUUCCUACAAAAAGAGCAUCUAGAUCCAGAAGAAACUGAAAUACCCAAACUUCAAAAACUUCUGAAAGAGCUCAACAACCUUCACUCAGAGACAAAAAAUUAUGUGUCUGGAGCUUUUACGAUUCUGUCUCUGAUUCAAGAUGCCAAACACAAAAAAGCAGGUGAUAAAAACGAAAAUGUGUGUGCAGAACUUAAAAACACUCUGGGAUGCAAAUAUGAACAAAUCAAGAAAGAAAUAGAAGAGGUCUACAAGACCUUUGAAAAAUGCCUUAGCAAGGGGGUUGAAAACUCCAAAAAAGAAGAUGAAAACAAAUUGACGAAGUUAUUGGACAAAGAGGAUGGCCGUGGUUUUCACAGGACAUUAAAGUCUGUUGUUUUGGGAGGUGGCGUCCACAAAACAAGGAAAGAAAUAAACUUCAACGUGGAAUUAGCUUCAUACCUGACUAACAGCAUUGAUGAAAAAUUCAGCAAGAUCUUCCCGUGUGCCUCCUGGUCUGACACUAUACGAAUCAAUCCUGCAGUUACAUACAAACCAUUCAAUGGAUCCAUUAGUGCAUUUUCGCUUGGAACCGAUUUACUGACUACUGAGUGCAAAGAUCUAAAACUACAACUGGAUUUUCUCAAGAUGGAGGAAGAAAAAAUUAAGGAGAAACUCAACGAAACCAUCCGGAUAGAAAAGAAAAUGAUCUACAAUAGUCUGUUGGAGACAAUUGAGACAAAGAUGAAAGAAUGCUAUGAAGAGCUGGAGGGCCUUGUGAGCACUGCAAGACUUCAGUCCAUUACACCUUAGUGUGUUACUAAUGCUGUUCUUGGUGACUAUGGUCCCAAAGCUUCCAUCAACAUGUGCCUCUGCAGUUUUGGGCUGGUGCACCAGGCAAGAUUUUGCAUGGAGCUUCAGAGUGAGUGUGGUUAAUGGCCGUUUUAUAUUUCUUUCAUUUCUGAAAAACUUCAGCAGGGCAGCCAGGAUCCAAGUGGUCCCAAAUGCAAAUACAGACAGAGGCACUGAGUUAGACUUAAUGACAAAGCUUUAAUAACAAUCAGAACAUUUUUACUUAGAGUUCUGGACAUGAACCGCGAACUAUGGUGGGAGUCAGGUGCUUGAUGUUGUGAACAUGAAGUGGGAGCUAUAGAGGGCUCGUUUGGUACCGGGCCGCAAGAGUUGAGGCUCAGGUGUGAAAUGUAUGGUUUUCAGGGUUUUUAU